AUGCGGGAGCGGGAGCGCUGGGUGACAAGUGCAGCUCCACAGCAGGAAGCACGGACAGCCUCACAGGACUCACGGACCAUUUUGCCCCAGACACAAAUCAGCCAGGGCCUGGCGAAUAAUGAACAUUACAAUCGAUCUUCUGCAGCUACCUCUUAUGAAAUCGCCGGUCUCACUGGACUCCACACCCGAUUACCCCCGCCCAUCGAUGAGACCCGCCUCGCAGCCUCACUCAUCUUCAAUAUCCCCGAUCGCACCGGACAGCCCAAGUCCACGCCACUUCCAGCCAUACAAAUCCCCGCCGCGCUUCCGCAUCGGGUUCCACACGUCGGCGCAAGCAUUGUUAUUGAUGGUGGCCUGCACGGAACAUUUGUAUCAUCGGGAAGCACAGCUGGCACUUAUCUGAUCAAGCCCUUUGUGGCGGGACUCACCCGAGUCUCAGGACCAGUCAUGCCUGCGCAGGAUCACGAGCAACCCGACCGGCGUCAAGGCUCAGCGAGCUCCGGAUUCUCGCAGGAGACAGUACGGAACAACGAGAACUCACGUCGGGCUCCAAAUGCUUCCUUCAACGGUCGCAAUGACGACAUCUUCCCAGGCAACCUGAUGGACAGAUCCAACGCGUCCCAAGGUCCGAUCAAUUUUGGACAGUUCAGAUGGUCCCCAGAAGUCUCCCCAACAGAAGACCGCAAAGGCUCCGGGUACAGCGGUCACCGUAAGGCGCUGGCUGUUCUCGGAGCCGGCGACGAAGCCGCUCGAUCAAUGUCCAACAGUCCGCGACCCCCGCCUAUCAAUCUUCCUCCCCAUCACGAUGAAAUGGACUCGAUUGCUCCGUGGGCUACGACGCCUGGCACUUCAGCUGGCCAAACGUUCUUCAACAAUGAUUCCGAGUUCGAGCAGUCCCCUGCAUCCGCAACAUUCCGUCGUCCAACGACCGGGCGCACCGCGUCGAGUGAACCGGCCGAUUUAGAUUGGAAUGGAGACCGACGAAGGCCAUCCGCUGUGAGCAUGACGAGCAGCCAAGGUUCGAGGUCAAGCCAGAAGCGCUUGAGAAAGAAGACCAAGACAUCAGUCGGAGAAGACAACUCGGGGUUUGAUGAGCCCGAAGAUGGCCCAUCAAAUCCACCGAGCAGACAAGCAACUGGGUCGCAGCGGCCCUCACGGCCACGAGCUGAGGGUUCUCUGCCUUCGAGUGACAUAACUCCAUGGGUGUAUCAAAGCUAUCAUGACAUUCCCCAGUACGGGGAAGCUCCGGUAAGACAGGUGCCUAUUGGACCUGACGGUCAGCGUCUUCCGUCCCGCGCUCCUAGUACUGCCAACAGAGACACAAGUCGAAGAGCGCACAAUGGACACCGCCAUUCUCGAAGCAAAGAAGAGAAACCUACGCUCGCAGGGGAUCUUGCUGGAUACAACGCCCGUUCAGGUGGGUUCGACGACUUCAAUGUCGGCCUUAGACCCUGGAAUGACAGUCACCUCACCUCAUAUACUGCUAUGAGUUCUUCUACCAAUCUCGGUGGACGUUCGACUAGCCCAACACCAAGCGUGCAAAGCGCGGUCUACCGUGAGCAAGGCCAAAACUCGCCUGGGGGCCCACCCAACAAAAGUGGCAUACUUGGCAGAAUCGGACGACACUUGCUGCCAGGGCAGGGUAGCAUCGAAGGGCCCUCUGGCAGUGGCCGCAAUUUGGAAUCAUCCGACUCCGGUAGCAUUAAAAAGGAAUCUGGGAAGGGCCUUGGUGGUAUCCGGGGGCCCAAGUUCGGCAAUCGCCGCUUUGCCAGCAAUCUGACCGGUGAUCUUGGCCCGCGAGACGGAGCACACCAUGGAGAAGAAGAUAAGCAUGUCUUCAAACUCGACACUGAUCUAAAGAAUGUGGAUGAUAUUGUGCGUUCCACUUCACCAAGCCGCAUGCUCCAGGGAACGGAAGGAGCUGCUACACCUCAUGAACCUCUGACCCGGCCUGAUACCCAGGCGAGUUUGGGUGCCGACAGUUGGCAUGCGCCUGAUAGUUGGCAUGUCAAGAAGCAAAACGACCUUUUAGAUGCCGACGAAGGCGGUCGUAAGCCGACUGCCAGUCUUCGUGAUCGAAAUGGUUCAUCUUACUUCAUCCGAGUUUUCCGCAUCGAUUCCACCUUUGCUACUCUUUCAGCUGGCCUGAACGCAACUGUUGCAGAAAUCCUCUAUAUGCUUGGGAAAAAGUCGUUCUUGCAGGAUCAUCUCAACAACUAUGAGAUAGUGUUCAGAAAGAAUGACUUAUCUCGGCAGCUUGAUCAUAAAGAAAGGCCAAUCUUCAUGCAGAAGCAACUUCUGGAACAAGUCGGCUAUACUGAAAGAGACCGGAUAGAAGAUAUUGGUCGUGAGGACCAUAGCUAUCUCUGUCGCUUUAUAUUCUUACCGACGAAGCUCAGCGGAUACACCAGCCUGGAAGCUGACCCUGGCUUCAACAAGAUGCAAAAGUUCAACCACGUGGAUCUCCAAGGCAAGAGCCUUGUCACAAUCCCUAUUACACUAUACAAGAAAUCAUCGGAGAUCAUUUCCUUGAACUUGUCCAGGAAUCUCUCCCUGGAUGUGCCAAAGGAUUUCAUCCAGAGCUGCAUAAACUUAAGGGAGAUCAAGUUCGUUGGAAACGAGGCUUCGUAUCUUCCCACAAGUUUCAGUUUGGCCAGUCGCUUAACCUACCUGGAUGUGUCAAACAAUUUCCUGGAGAAUUUGGAUGAGGCACAGCUUGACCAGCUCCAAGGUUUGGUCAGUAUCAAACUCUCAAACAAUCAGUUGACGAGCCUGCCUAGCUACUUUGGAAAUUUUAGUUCCUUGAGAAGUCUGAGCAUGUCCUCGAACAGCUUCAAGGUCUUUCCGGAAUUCAUUUGCAACCUGAAGAGCUUAGUCGAUCUUGACAUCAGUUUUAAUGGCAUCGAGUCACUUCCUAAUAUCGGCAAAUUGACCACUUUGGAGCGUCUUUGGAUGACGAAUAACAACAUUAGCGGAUCUCUUGAUGAGUCUUUCAGAGACCUGGUUAAUCUGAAAGAGAUCGACGGGCGAUUCAACGCCAUCACUAGCAUUGACAAUCUGUCUCGUUUACCGCGACUAGAGCAGGUUACCGUCGGUCACAACUUGAUAUCUCGGUUCAGAGGAGCAUUCCCCCGGUUACGCAGUUUGCACAUGGAUCACAAUCCAUUGACACAGUUUGAUAUUGACAGUCCUAUGCCAACGCUGACUUCUCUCAAUCUUGCAUCUGGCAAACUAUCCCAAUUUCGGGAUGUAUCAUCAAGAACCCCCCUCUCCUCGUUGCCUGCCACUAUCGGCUGUCUUUCUGAGCUCAGGGACUUCAACCUGAGAGAGUGCAACCUCAAGGUCUUGCCGGAGGAAAUCUGGCACUGUGUGAAGCUGGAAACUCUCAAUGUCUCCACGAACCUGCUAUCAUCUUUCCCCAAGCAUGGAGCCCCACAGCCUUUGAUACCUGGAGAGCCGACCACGACUCCUGCCACAACUCCCGGAGUUUCUGGAACCCCUAACUAUGAGGAAUUGGGACCACUCGAUGAAAUGAAAUAUCGCCGACAUAGUCAAACAUCCAGCGGGGCUUUACCAUCUGGGGCAUCGCCAGGUGGAUCGUAUCGAAAUCCUUCGACGACACCAUCUAUUGGACAGUCGACAGCAGGACGAAAGGUAUCAUCAACAUCACGAACAGGAAACAUAGAACCAAGCUCAUCUUCCCGAAAGGAUUCAAACUUCUCACAGCAUGGUGUAGCAAUGAGCUUUGCCGGAUCUUUGCGCAACCUUCACCUUGCCGAUAACCGCCUGGACGACGACAUUUUCCGCGAAUUGGCGCGUCUCCCUGAAUUGCGUGUCGUCAAUCUUUCCUACAAUGAGCUUACAGAGCUGCCCCAGGGUGUUCUCAAGCGAUGGCCCAAUCUCUCCGAACUCUAUCUUUCUGGCAAUGAGUUGACCUCACUUCCAUCAGAUGAUCUCGAGGAGGGAAGCCAACUGAAGGUUCUUCACAUCAAUGCUAACCGCUUUCAAGUCUUGCCUGCCGAGCUAUGCAAAGUCAGCAAGCUCGCCAUUCUUGAUGUUGGAAGCAAUGCCUUAAAAUAUAACGUCUCGAAUUGGCCCUAUGACUGGAACUGGAAUUGGAAUCGGAGCUUGAAGUACCUGAACUUCUCGGGCAACAAGCGUCUCGAGAUCAAGCCCAACAUUGCAUCUCUGGGCCAACCGGUCACAAACGGAGCUGACUUGACUGACUUUACGUCUUUGACUCACCUUCGUGUUCUCGGUCUAAUGGAUGUCACUCUUACGAUUCCUACAAUUCCAGAAGAAAAUGAGGAUCGCCGUGUGCGGACUUCUGCGUCUUUGGCAGGUUCACUUGCCUAUGGUAUGGCAGAUACACUCGGCCGGACCGAGCACUUAUCCAUCAUCGAUAUGAUUGUGCCACGCUUGAAGCCAGAUAACGUCGAGACACUGAUGGGGAUGUUUGACGGUUCAACAAUGUCGAGCGGUGGCUCCCGGGUUGCGAAGUACUUGCAUGAGCACUUUACUCCGACAUUUUCUCAUGAGCUGAAGAAGCUUCAUCGGGAUCAGGAUGAGACUCCAGCUGAUGCUUUGCGUCGUACAUUCUUGGCUUUGAACAAGAACAUGGCUGGCUCAGCAUACAGAUCGAUUGAUGAUCGUGAGCUUCGCCAGUAUAACAGGCGAAACAUUGGUUCAAAGCAGCUCAAUCAAGAUGAUAUUCAAUCUGGCGGUGUUGCGACCGUAUUGUAUCUGCACAAUAUGGAUUUGUAUGCUGCUAAUGUCGGUGAUGCUCAAGCCAUACUUGUGAAGUCAGAUGGUUCCUUCCGCAAUCUGACGCAAAACCACGAUCCUGCUGAGCCACGAGAGCGAGCGCGCGUUCGUGCUGCUGGAGGCUUCGUGUCUCGCAAUGGAAAGCUGAAUGAUGUCCUACCUGUUUCGAGAUGCUUUGGCCACUUUCCAAUGAUGCCUGCUGUCAUCGCGGCUCCGCAUACCAUGCAUGCUAGUUUGACGGAGCAGGACGAAAUGAUCAUUCUGGCCUCAAAGGAACUUUGGGACUAUGUUGCACCAGAAUUAGUGGUCGAUAUCACCAGAGCGGUUUAUCCAGACUUGAUGUUUGCUGCUCAAAAGCUUCGAGAUCUGGCCAUUGCCUUUGGCGCGAACAACAAGUUGAUGGUGAUGAUCCUCGGCGUGAGCGAGCUUCAAAAGCGACAGAAGAAGUGGGCUCGUCCUAGCCUGUCUUUGGGUCCCUCCGCUUUCCCUGAUGAGCAGAUCAUUCCCACAACAAAAAUUCGCAAGCGGCCUCGUGAUGUUCCUGGAGAUUCUCGUUUGGCUCGCUUCGAUUAUGUUGAUGCCCCCAUCGGUGAACUGGUCAUCAUCUUUACCGAUAUUAAGAAGUCAACAGGUCUGUGGGAGACUUGUCCAGAAGCUAUGCGCUCGGCCAUUCAAAUUCACAACGACAUCCUGCGACGACAACUUGGCAUUAUUGGUGGUUACGAAGUUAAGACCGAGGGAGAUGCAUUCAUGGUCGCUUUUGCAACCACAACUGCUGCAUUGCUAUGGUGCUUCAACUGUCAAAAUCAGCUGUUGGAAGCUGAAUGGCCUACGGAGAUUCUCGAGCAGCCGCAGUGUCAGGUUGUCGUUGACAUGGAGGAAAAUGUUAUCUUCCGCGGUCUGUCUGUUCGUAUGGGUGGCCAUUGGGGAGAGCCUGUCUGCGAGAAAGACCCCGUCACCAAUCGCAUGGACUACUUCGGACCUAUGGUGAACCGAGCAUCUCGUAUUUCCGCUGUUGCCGAUGGUGGGCAGAUCUUCGUCUCGUCUGACUUCAUGACGGAUAUUCAGCGCAAUCUUGAGAUCUUUGCUGAUGCCGAGCGCUCUGCUUCUACAAGCUCAACCGAGAGCCACCCGCGUGUUGAUAGCCUUGGACAAAACAUUCGCCGGGAGCUGAACCAACUCAAUAGCCAGGGCUUCGUGAUCAAGGACCAGGGUGAACGAAAAUUGAAGGGCCUUGAAAACCCAGAGCCUCUAUACCUCGUCUACCCUCACUCGCUUGCUGGUCGCCUGACAACCAUGGAGGAAGCGAGCAAUGAGCCCAGCGGCCCAGCUACGCUAAAGCCCGGGUCAGAACUCGACCUCAAACCCGAACUGAUCUGGCGUCUAUGGGAAGUUACCCUUCGUCUAGAACGUCUCUGCAGCGCUCUUGAGACUCCCAUCAACCCCACACUUCGUGAACCAAACAUCGCCCUGUUCAACAUGGUUAAGAAUCACGGCGGCGAGCUCAACGAUUCAACCGUAAUCAGCCUAGUCGACCAACAAGUGACCCGCAUUGAACUGACCAUCAACACACUCUCCGUGCGGCACAUGAUGCGGCCCUUCAAGCCCGGUGACCGCCUCGAAGACCACGCCGUCCCAAUCAGUGAAGUGAUGCAACAACUCGCGACACAACUGGCCGAAUACAACGCCUUAAAAGAACAAAUGGCCAUCGCAGAUACAAGUCUUGCCGUCGUACCCCCAGCCGGAUAUGGUUCCCCAAUCCACAUCACCGCCAGUGGACAUAGCAACGACAUCUCCGCCUCCUCAUCCUUCCUCAACCUUUCUGCGGACAACCCACGCAACUUGGAGUUCCCGCACAACGCCCGUUAA
Penicillium maclennaniae is the source of this 6633-nucleotide messenger RNA. RefSeq names its product adenylate cyclase acyA (gene acyA). The transcript has 7 exons. The record is from RefSeq and is a predicted model, not a curated record. Gene Ontology annotation, biological process: intracellular signal transduction; cAMP biosynthetic process. NCBI's taxonomy places the organism in Eukaryota, Fungi, Ascomycota, Eurotiomycetes, Eurotiales, Aspergillaceae. The coding region runs from base 1 to 6633 and encodes 2210 amino acids. Gene Ontology annotation, molecular function: adenylate cyclase activity; magnesium ion binding; protein binding.